UUUCGUCAUUGUGUUGAAAACAUCAUGUAUAUACGCGCACACCAUGUCGCUAAUUACACGGUCAAUGUCAAGGCUUGUUGUUGACCUUCUGAUGAAUAGAUGAAUUUAUUGAAAUAGUCUGCCAUACCUGUUCGAGAGACGAAGUCGGGCAAUCAAUUUUUUGUACUCAAAAUUAAAUGAUUUGUUGUCGGCUAACUAAAAGCGAUCUAGCCUAACUAAUUGGGAAAAUUUUCAGUUUGUUUUGAGAGAUCUUUUUUUUUGGUUGCGCUAAAUCUGUUACUCAACCUCUAACUAUUACAUCAUCCACACAGUUUUAUUAGCGAUUUUAAAUAUUUUUAAUCUGCAUUGAUCUUUCACCUUACCGUUCUUCGUUUUGCCAACAGAAACCUCCUAUUAUCAAAAAUAAAUUCAAAUUUGAAUCAGUUCACCGAAAUGUGUCCGUUAAUUACGAUCACUCUGCUGUUUGCUAUAUUAAACAGCUAUCUAGUUGUCGGCGACGAUAAGUCGACCAAAUUUAUUAUAGUUGGUGCUGGUGCUUCGGGAAUUUCUGCCGCAGCCAAGCUGCUUGAAAAUGGUUACAACAACGUUGUUGUACUGGAGGCCCUAGAUCGUAUCGGUGGAAGAGUGCACAGCAUUCCAUUCGGUAAAGGUUUCGUCGAUCUAGGUGCACAAUGGUGUCAAGGCGAACAGGGUAAUGUUGUCUACGAAUUGGUGAAGGAUCAUUUUGAGUUUGGUGAUAUUGGCAUUGGUAGCAACACGACUCAUGCCUACACUUCGGAUGGACAACUAGUUGAUCUGAGCAAAUAUGUCAAACUGAUGGAUUUGUCGGAAACAAUUACAAGCGAUUACGAAAACAUGGCCAAGUUCAACGGAUCGCUUGGUGAAUUUUUCGACAUCAAUUUUCCGAAUCGGGUUAAGGAAUUGGGAGAUAUUGAUGAGGAGCUAGUAGAGCAGAUUAAGGAUUUAAGUCAAAGACAGAUGAAUUCACUGUAUUCUUCGGAAAGCUGGUUUGAUAUCUCGUCUCUACUUAGUGGGGAUGAGAACGGAGCAGGCGGGAAUCAACAACUAACAUGGAAGGAACAUGGUUCCAAAAUUGUUUUUGACUUCUUAAUGGUAAUGUUAGUCAUUCCAUUCAAGCAACCGAGUUCUGAGCAUUUUUUUUUGCUUCAUUCUCAGAAAAAACGACCAGAUCCAUCCAAGACAUUGCCUGUAGACGAAAAAAUCCAAUUUAACAAAGAAGUGACGAAUAUCAAUUGGACUUCAAAUGAAGUGGUCGUUGAUUGUGCGGACGGUUCAGAGUAUCGAGCUGAUCACGUGAUUGUCACAGUAUCGCUGGGAUUCCUCAAGAAGCAUCAUCGCACACUUUUUACUCCACAGUUACCCGAGAAGAAAAUCAAUGCCAUAGAGCACACCGGAUACGGUACGUUGGGAAAGUUCUUCUUAGAAUUCCAAGAACCAUUUUGGCCGAAGGACGAUGGCAAUUGGACAACUUACACAUUUUUAUGGAAGCAAGAGGACAAAGACAAACUCAUCGGAACGGAAAGAGAAUGGGUGACCGAUAUAUUUGGCGUAAUCAAAGAAGACGCGCAACCGAAUUUAUUAGGUGGACUAUUAGCCGGAAAGCACAUUAGACAAUUUGAAACAAUUAGUGACGAGCAGUUGAUCGAUGAUUCUGUGUGGUUGUUGCAGAAGUUUCUAGGUCGACCCAUACCGCGUCCGAUAAACAUGCGUCGAAAUCGUUGGCAGUCGAACAAAUAUUUCUUCGGUACAUAUUCGUUCGGAUCGAUGGACACGCAAGCACAUAAUGUCGCUUUAGGUACAGAUUUAGCCGAGACGCUCUACAGUUCGUCCAACAAACCAGUCGUAUUGAUUGCUGGUGAAGCAACUGAAAAAGACCAUUCGGGCUACGUACAUGGUGCAGUUAUGUCGGGUUGGCGAGCUGCUAACGAAAUAUCUGAUUAUUACAAAUCGAUUCCGUAGCUUGCACGGCAAUUGUAAUAUGCAAUAAAAGUAGAAAUAUUUCGCA
Bradysia coprophila is the source of this 2026-nucleotide messenger RNA. Its product is annotated as spermine oxidase-like. The record is from RefSeq and is a predicted model, not a curated record. NCBI's taxonomy places the organism in Eukaryota, Metazoa, Arthropoda, Insecta, Diptera, Sciaridae. Gene Ontology annotation, molecular function: polyamine oxidase activity.